Molecule: messenger RNA, 7212 nt
Organism: Vidua macroura (Pin-tailed whydah)
Lineage: Eukaryota; Metazoa; Chordata; Aves; Passeriformes; Viduidae
Gene: ATXN7
Product: ataxin 7
Exons: 10
Coding region: 832-3300 (822 amino acids)
Source: RefSeq, a predicted model, not a curated record
AAAGCUUAGACUUUAUUACUUGGACUUAGCAGGUACGACAGCAUCCUUUAAUCCUCGCUUUUGACAUGGCACGACGUCACCACAAAGUUUAGGCAAGGGGAAAAAAAAAAAAAAAAGCUGCUUUGAAAAAGAACUGUGGAAUAACAAUGAGAAGGCCCUCUCCUUGGGAGACAGGUUACGGGUAUAACGAGGGCAGCAGCGCGAAGGAAACUCGCUCGGUGUCCCCCGUGUGCGGGCAAGGAGCGGAGGGAGGGGAUGGGAGAGGGGGAGCCGGGGGGGGACGGGGACGCGCCCGCCCGGAGCGCGCUUCCUGCUCGCCGCUGCCUUUAAGGAGGCGCCGGGUUUAAGGUGGACCGGCGAUGAGGGCGGGGCGCGCCCGCCCGGCUCCGCCCGCCGCGUCGCCCUCCGGUCCGCCCCCCUCGCCGGGGCAGCGGGUGCCAGGCGGGGUUGUGAUGCGGCCGUUGUUUUUGUAGGGUCGCGGGGCCGCGGUGCGGAGGUAGCGAGGCGGCCCAUGGAGCUGGGGUACGCCUGGCAGGCGGCGUAGCCCUGCUCGCCCCCGCUCCCUUCCGCCGCUUUGUUAGCGCCAACACAAGCGCGCCUCACCUACACGGUGAAGAGGAAGGCAGCGCUCCCCGCACAAUAAUGGGCACCCGGGCGCUGCCCCCCGGGCCGCCGCAGAGGUGAGUCGGCGCCGCCGCAGGGCCGCAGGUUCCCCGCGGGGAGGAAGCAGAGCGAGCGGGCGGGCUGACAGCGCCGCGGCGCUGCCUUAAGAGCGGGGCGCCACCUUAAGCGGCCGCUGACUUUUCUCGUUACAUUGUAGCAGCGGAAAGAAUGUCGGCGCGGGCCGCGGGUGACGUCAGGAGGGAGCAGCGCGGCGCGGCCGCCAGGCAGCGGCAGCGGCGGCCCCGCCACGGCGAGGGAGGAGGCGGAGGAGGCGGGAGCGGCGCCGGCCCCGCCGCCACCGCAGCGGCAAUGGCGGCCGUCGGGGAGCGCAGGUCCCUGCCCAGCCCCGAGGCGAUGUUGGGGCAGCCCUGGAGCCACUGGGUCGAUGCUGCUAAACUUCACGGGAACGACGGAACAGCAUUAGAAGAAAGUUUCAAGGAAUACGGGAGAAACCGAGAAGCAAUGCGGCUUUGCCGAGAAGAAAGAAGACACAGCUCCUCCAGCAAGCCGCCUUUGACUCCUCCCUCCUCUUCAGUAUUUUCCCUCAUUUCAUCUUUCCCUUCAAAAAACAAAGGUAGCAGUGGAAGUGGGAGCAGUCGUUCAUCCAGUGGAGGUACUAGCGCAUCAUCAUCAAAUUCCAAGUUGUUGAAAUCACCCAAAGACAAGCUGCAGAUCAGCGGAAACAACAGGUUAAUGCAUUCGGUACAGCACAGCAAAGUUCCCCAUGACAAAAUUAUGACUCCAUCUGUCAAAGUGGAAAAGAUUCAUCCAAAGAUAGAUGGUGCCCAACUGAAAGCUGCUGUUGGUCCAACUUGUUCUACUACUGUGAGUUCCUCAAUAAAGACUGGCCUUAAUUGUCCCUCAAUACCAAAGCCACCCUUGCCUUCCCCUGGACAGAUACUGAAUGGUAAAGGUCUUCUCUCUGUGCCUCCAUUUUUGGAAAAGAAACCUGAAGAAAAUACGAAUAAUAGGAAAUUUUUACAUAAAAGAUUGUCAGAGAGAGAAUUUGAUCCUGAUAUAUACUGUGGUGUCAUUGAUGUGGAAACCAGGAAACCUUGUACUAGGUCUUUAACAUGCAAGACACAUUCCUUAACCCAGCGGAGGGCUGUACAGGGUCGAAGAAAACGAUUUGAUGUGUUAUUAGCUGAGCACAAAAGCAAAACCAGGGAAAAGGAACUUCUUCGACAUUCGGAUCAUCAUCAGCAGAUGCCCCCUCUCAGGGAACCACAUCCCUCACCUACUAAAACUUCCCAGGAGCUGCACCAAAAUUCUCAUGGAGUUACUCUUACAGAAUCAAAGCCUUUAUUACCUAAUAAACCCAAACCUCACCCCCCCAGUCUUCCAAGGCCUCCAGGCUGUCCAGCCCAGCACAGUGGAAAUGCCCCCAGUGAGUCUCCUUCUGUCCACGAGUCCCCACACCCUCCCUUGCCUGCAGCUGAGCCAGCAUCUCGGUUAUCCAGUGAUGAGGGAGAAUGUGAUGAAAAAGAAGAGCCUGUUGAAAAACUGGAUUGUCAUUAUUCAGGUCAUCAUCCUCAACCAGCCGCUUUUUGCACAUUUGGUAGUCAGCAAAUUGGAAGAGGUUAUUACGUGUUUGACAAGCGGUGGAACCAUAUUCGAUGUGCACUUGACUUCAUGUUGGAGAAGCAUCUUAAUUCACAGAUGUGGAAGAAAAUUCCUCCAGCAUCCAGUAACACAGCAUCAGUCCGUGCCCCACAUCGGACAAACCUGACGCCUGCUUCUCAGCACGGUGUCAGUGCAGCAGGGUUCCUCUUACCCACCACGGUUAUGUCAUCGCCAGCGUUGGUCUCUCCUUCCUGUGUGUCUCUGAACAGCAAAUCGGUACCAUCCCACGGGACGACACUAAAUGCCAAUCCCGCGGCUCUGGGUGCAGUGGAUCCUGUCUGCAGUAUGCAAUCAAGACAAGUGUCUUCUUCCCCUUCAACACCUACAGUGCUUUCCUCUGUACCUUCACCUAUGGCCAGCAAACCUCAGAAAAUGAAAUCCAGCAAAUCUUUCAAACCUAAGGAAUCUUCUGCUGGCAGUGGCACCUGUAACAGCACCGGCAGCGUCAGUAGCAGCGGCGGCUCAGGAAAGAAGCGUAAAAACAGUUCCGCACUGCUCGCACCUUCUCAUUCCACAGAGUCCUUUAGAAAAAACUGUGUGGUUAACUCUGGAACCUCUGGGACCUCCUAUCAUCCGUCAGUGACAGCUUCGUCCCACAGCGUUGGCCUCAACUGUAUGACUAGCAAAGCUAACUCUGUUAGCCUCAAACAUGACCAAUCAGGGAGGGGUCCUCCAACUGGGAGCCCUGCAGAAUCCAUAAAGAGAAUGAGUGUGAUGAUGAACAGCAGCGACUCCACGCUCUCCUUAGGGCCAUUUGUUCAUCAGUCUAGUGAGCUGACUGUAAAUUCACACAGCAGUUUUUCACAUUCACAUACUUCCCUUGACAAAUUAAUAGGAAAGAAAAGAAAGUGCUCACCUGGUUCAAGCAGCAUCAACAGCAGCAGCAGCAAAUCAAACAAAGUUGCCAAAUUGACAUCGGUGAACAAUGUUCAUGCAAAACACACUGGUGCAAUCCCAGGGACGCAAGGACUGAUGAACAAUUCUCUGUUUCAUCAGCCAAAGGCCCGUCCCUGAUAGCUGAAGGCACCACGGUGAGAAACAAACUGGACAGUUUUCACUACAAGCAAAACCUCCAUCUGGAUUUCUGGACUCCAAGAUGCCUUGAGUUUUCCCAACUUCCCAUGGUCCUCAGGUGUGGAAAUCUACUGGACUGUCACUUAAACAAGGAAUUUCCCUGAAGCCAUGUCUGUAGCAGUGAAUAUACUAGAAAUGGACACUGGAUGAAGUUCAGCCACAUAAUUGCUCUUAUCAGUGUUAACAGUGGUCUGGACUGUUUGCUACAAAUCUGUGAGAUUUUCCUUACAGGAGUACAUCAUCUUGCCACUAUUUGACAUAGUUUGGCUGGGCAAACGAAUGUUUUCUGGGGGGAAAUAAACAUUACUGUGGACUUAUUUUUAUACUGAUGGUGUCUUUUGUAGGUGAUAGCUAACCAGACAGACACCCUCAAUGGAGAGGACCCCGUGACAAGGGGAAAAAUGUGUGAGGCACAAUGGAAAGAAGCCCUCAAGAAGGGAAUAUGGCUUUAGUGUUUUUAUAGCAAUGUUCCUUUAAUGGAAUAUCAAAAAAUAGCACAAUUCAAAAAAUAGUCUGUUUUGCCCAGCCUUUUGCAGGUAAUUUGGGAUAAGAAGCUAUCAGGAGUUUAAAACAAAACAAAUCCAACAAAACCAGAAAAACUUGUUUGAGGCCACUGCUUAGAAAACAAGUAUAAAAAUGCCGUAUUUGUGUGAUACAAAACCUAUUUUCUAUUCUUUUGAAUGAGAUUUUGUGGAAGAAAAGUUAAUUUUGUUCCUUAAUAAUUCCAAAAAUAUCAGACAAAGGCAAAUAACCUAUAAACUCUAUGCCCAAAGAACAUAUUUAUUGACCUAUACUGCAUACCACAGGCCUUUGCUUUUUUAAAAAAAAAACAAACUGUAUUGGUGAAAUUAGGCUGGAUUUGUCUUCCUCUUCCAGUGGAUAAAAUCAGCCCUUUUAAAAAUGAGUUUUUAAAUAUUUAAAUAUUUUUUAACAACCACAAAAGUCAGUUUUUUUCUGCCUUGUUUGUGUAACAAAAUUGUUGAUGUGUGACGCCUUCUACCACUCGCUAAGAUCUGGGGGUUUUUUAGUCCAAAUUCUGGAAUAAAUGCCAAUUUGACAGCAGAGUUCACUGUGAAGCACUGGUUUGUGCUUCACAGUCAUCCCAGGCUUUAUGAGCAUGGGGGGGCUUUGCAGUUUUGUCUAAUCCAGUCGAUUUUUAUGAAGUAUUUUGUCUUGCUUCAAAACACCUCAAAAAUUAAUUCCGCCAAAGGGCUCAUUGUAUUAUGGUUCAACUUAUCUGAAUGCUUUUGUUAAAUUUUUAAACAUCAGGUAAAGGCUCAAAACUGACUAAACUUUUAUUAAGGGGGCAAAGCAAAGGAAGAUGAAAUCCUAACAAAGAAGAUUUUUAUUUUCUGCCUUAAAGGGGCAUCAGCUAUUGCUGAGAAGAGACAAUCUGAGCCUGUCCAGCUGUUCACGUAGCCCAGCCUUCUCCCCAUUCUGGUGGCAAGUAGUAAGUACAUCAGGGAAUCCAAAGCCACUCUGAGUAGCAGUUGCUUAGUUGUUUACCUAACAGUGCUUUCAGUUUCUCCUGAACUUCCUAUGAAAUCAUUGUUAUACAGCAAAACAACAAGAAGCCUCUAUGCAGACACUUUAGCUUUGAAUUGAUACAAAAGAUCACACUGAGAAAGCAAUGUACUAGAGACUCUUAUUAUGCAAACUUAAAAAAAAAAUAGUAGACAACUUUUCAGGAACAAAAGGAUUCAUAUUUAAUAGGAUGCCCUGUUGAAAGGAUUGUUAGAACUGCAAUUGGUUUAGUGUAAAAGGAACCAAAGCGAAAUGCCACAAAAAGAAAUCCAAGUGUAUUAAAUCUUGCACGUUUGGAGAGAAAUCCAUGCUCUGAUGAAGUCCCUGGGGCAGAGCUUCCACUUCAGGAUAGCAUCAGUCACAAGUGCAAUUUGACUCUUGGUAGAAACAAAGGUAAAGGAAAGAGAAAUUUGGCAAGAUUGGAUGCUGACGAGUUUGUGAUUGAACUGUCCUCUGGUUUUUAAGGUUCUGUUGAUCUGAAAGCAAAAUGGCAAACUUGUGCUCCAUCAGUAGCAUGCAGGUGUGUACAAAGUGAAUUCCUGAUGGCUGCUCCUCCAGAGCCAGUGGGUGCAGCCACCUGCACCAGGUGGGCUUGAGCCACUGGAGCAAAGAGUCCGAGCAUAAAUUCUGCCUGCCCUAGACCUGCUCUGAAUAUUAUGUUUUAGAUCUUGGUUAUAAGCAGAACAUUGUUCCUGAAGCUUUUAUUGUCACAUAGUUCUUACUGUAAAUAAUUAAGGAAGCUUAAAAUUAAUUUUCCUUGCAAAAUUGAAUUUGCAGUGGCUGGGUUGUUUCUAGACAGAUUUUGGUAUUAAUUUAAGAGAUACAGUUUUUAUAGUCUUUCCAACUUCUCGUUAUGACUCCUGCAGUUUUCUUAACCUAAAAAAUUGCUGCAAUGAUGAACAAAGAAUUAUACAAGAAAAAAAACAUACUUUUGUAUCUUUAUUUUGGAAUUUCUUGUUCUAUUAUAAAUAUUGAAGUAUCCCUAUUUCAGAAGACAUAUUUUGUUAAUUGAUUGUACAUAUUUAAAUAUGUAUUUUUGCACAGGUCUUUUUUUCUUAUAUCCAGUUUUGGUACAAUUGAGAUCAUCUAGUAUUUAUUUAUUAAUUAAUUAAAAAAAAAAAAAAGCAAAUACCUUUUUAUAAUUUGAAGUGGUUCACUGCCAAGCCAAUAGUUAACAUGCCUACUUUGCAAUGUAAGGGAUGCCUCUGUUUUGUGAAAGCUGUGUCCCUUUUCCCUGUCUUGGGAGUGGGUGGAUCCACACCAAGGAUCACCGAGCCCGGAGCCCUCGUGGUUGAUGUGGCAUUGCUUAUCAGUUGCCUGACUCCCAGAAGAUCCAUUUAGUUAAGUGACACACUGCUUCUCUUUUUUUAGUGUUCGUGUGCGUGUGUGUGCGUGCGCAUCCGUGUGGGUCUCAUGUGGUUUAAAACUAACGGAAAAACUGAAAGUGCCUGAUAUAACUAGUUUUAAGCUUGGACUGUUUAGACAGCUUCUCCUUAAAAGACUUGAAUGUUCAGUUGAAAUUUUGGAGCUUGCUUUUUCCACCUAUAUAUAAUAUAUGUGUGUGUGUGUAUACACACACAUGCAUAUAGUUAUAUAUCUGAAAUUAAUGAGAUGGGUUGACAAAAGAAAGCAAAUUAUGCUGGUAGCUUUUGUAAAAUCUUUUCAUUUGAAUACCUUAUGUUGGAACAAUCCCAUUGAUAACUCAGUAUAAUGCCAAGGGUUUGAAAUAUGGUUUUAACCAGCAGUUUAUUUAACUGUCUCAUUUUGGGAAGGGGGGAGCAAUAUUCAUUAGUCAAAUAAUUUAGGAAAUGUUCCAAAUUGUUGGUAUUCCAAAACAAAGAAAAAAACCCCAAGUAAGUACCUCUUAAAACCAUGAAAAAAUAUAGAUGUGAUUUCCAAAUGACAUUUCUAAGGCAGUUGUCUUCCUGUAAGAGUUCUCUUGCCAAGGAAUCUCUCAUCUUUUACUCAUUCUGUCCUGGAGGAGGGAAUUGGGCUUAGAAAGAUUCUUAAAUGUUUCACUGUUCAUCAGAAAAUAAUCAUUUUUACCUUUUGUGCGAGAUAUUUUAUGUUUUAAAGAUAAUUUUGAAAUGAGCACUACAUAAUGUCAAUGUGAAUGUAGGCCUUGGAAGCAUCUUGCUCGGUGUUGAGCCUGGUUCUAAAAGCAAUCUCCUGUGUAAAAUGUGUGAAUAGUUUGAUAAUUUGUAUACAUAAUCAAGAGCAUCUGAUCAGCUGAACUCUGUGUUGGCUGCUGUAUAGUACAUGAACAAAUGUCAUGGGAUAGAAAAAUUACUUUGGAUAUUUAAAAGAAAAAUAAAUAUAUAGUCUAUU